UCUCACCUCUCAACAUAACCUAGAUUUGAGUAAGAGCAGAGAGAUUUCUUGAAAUAGUGAGAAAAUAAAUGGAUCUCAUUGAGAAAGAGAGUGGGGAGGAGUUGUUCCAUGCUCAAGCUCAUAUAUGGAACCAUAUAUUUGGCUUCAUAAACUCUAUGUCCCUUGGAUGUGCAGUUCAGCUAGGUAUACCAGACAUUGUUCACAACCAUCCCCAACCCAUCACCCUCUCUGAACUGGUCAUGAAGCUUGCCAUCCCAAAGACCAAGACUGCUUGUCUGUUUCGCCUCAUGCGCUUAUUGGUGCACUCUGGUUUCUUUGCAACUCGAGAAGUCUGCAAAUAUCAGGAAGAAGAAGAAGAAGGAUAUGUGCUCACACCUUCUUCUAGGAUUCUCCUUAAGGAUAAUGCCAAGAGUAUGUCACCCUUCUUGCGAGCAAUGCUUGAUCCGAUAUUGUUGACUCCUUGGAAUUUCCUUAGUGCAUGGUUCCAGGGAGAUGGUCUUAAUCCAUUUGAGACCGCACAUGGGAGGAACUUGUGGGACUAUGCAGGUGAAGACAAUGAGUUUAACAAAUUCUUCAACGAAGCAAUGGCAAGCGAUGCUAGAUUGGUGAUGAGUGUGGUUGUUACAGAGUGCAAAGUUGUGUUUGAAGGGUUAAAGUCAUUGAUUGAUGUAGGAGGUGGGACAGGAACUGUGGCCAAGACCAUUGCUGAAACCUUCCCAAGCUUGAAAUGUUCAGUGUUUGACCUACCACAUGUGGUUGCUACUUUGGAAGGCAAUGAGAACCUAAAUUAUAUUGCAGGUGACAUGUUUGAAUCCAUCCCUCACGCAGAUGCAGUUCUGCUCAAGUGGAUUCUGCAUGACUGGAAUGAUGAGCAAUGCAUAAAGAUAUUGAAGGGAUGCAAAGAAGCGAUCUCUGGAGGGGAACCUCUUUGUUGA
This is a messenger RNA of Telopea speciosissima, 935 nucleotides long. RefSeq names its product trans-resveratrol di-O-methyltransferase-like. The record is from RefSeq and is a predicted model, not a curated record. Gene Ontology annotation, biological process: methylation. The transcript is spliced from 2 exons. NCBI's taxonomy places the organism in Eukaryota, Viridiplantae, Streptophyta, Magnoliopsida, Proteales, Proteaceae. Bases 69 to 935 code for a protein of 288 amino acids. Gene Ontology annotation, molecular function: protein dimerization activity; O-methyltransferase activity; S-adenosylmethionine-dependent methyltransferase activity.